AAAUAAAAAGCAUGCGCUUAAAACAUGGAACUAAUGUAUAGCCAUAACAUAGAAUUUAUAAAUUAUUCUUUUAAGAAUAUUUACUUUAUUUCUACUCUAAUUAAUUGGUUAUUAUAAUGUAAAAUAAAUAAAUAAUUUGCUUUAAAAUUUUGAACGUACCAAGUUAACAACUUAUUAUUUCAAAAGUGUAAUUAAUUUAAAAAAAACUAAGUGAUUUUGUUUUCUGUGAAGAACAACGGCAUCAGCCGCAAAGUAUUAAAUUUAAAAAUCGGUGAUAUUUUAUAUGAUAUUAAUUAUUAUAAUGCAAAUUCAUAAUUGAAAACUAAUAUUAAAAUUGGUUACAUACAAGUUCUUUGUACUAUAAAUGGGUACGUAUAUGUACAUAAAUAUGUACAUCAAUAAGAGUAAAUAGUGAAGUUCAAUAUAAAUCAUAUGUAUUUUCAUAAAAAACAUGACUGCCAGAAAACCCUGACUCCACAAAAUAUAAAACUUUUAAAAUUUAAAAUAUAAUUACAAAAUGGAAUAAAAAGAGCAUAUAGUUAGAAUAUGUGACGCGCUAUUUUAAGUGUUUGAAUGAUUUAUAACUUACUUGCAUGUAAUGUAUGCGAAGAAAUAUUAAAAGAAAAGUGUAAAUUAAAAAAUACAUAAAAUAAUUUAAGAGAAAAUAAAAAAAUUUAUAGGAACUAUAAAAAUGCUCUUUUCAAAUAAUUCAUAAAGGAUGUAAUGGAAAACAUUACUCAUUUGCUCAAACAAUGGAUUUACCCAGCCUUUUAAAGGCUGUUUUGAUCCUCUGCAUGUUUCAAGCUCUGAAUGCAUUAGAUCUUCAAGGCCCGGUGUUUCUCCAUGAACCGCCACACAAGGUUGAGUUUUCCAACAAUUCUGGCGCAAUAAUUGAGUGUUCAGGAAAUGGAAGCCCUCCACCGGAGGUUGAAUGGACAACGAUACCAUCGUCGCAGGAUCUAGUCUUCACUCUACAAAACGGUAGUCUAAUGUUCUAUCCAUUCACAGCAGAAAAAUACCGGCACGAGGUUCACGCCACUGUGUACAGAUGUAAAUUGAAAAAUCUUGUUGGGACUAUUUUAAGUAGAGAAGUGCAUAUGCGUGGAGUUGUAAAUCAAAAAUAUUCGGUCAAUGUACACGAUGAAUACGUUAUGACUGGCAACACUGCAGUUUUGAAAUGUCAAGUACCUAGUUACAUGUCCGAAUUUGUAAUGGUAACCGCAUGGGUUCAAGAUUCGGGCAUGCAUUUGUAUCCUAAUACGGAUAUUGGAGGAAAAUAUACAGUUUUAUCAAAUGGUGAAUUGUAUAUCAACAAUGCCGGUACGAUAGAUGCAUAUAAAACAUAUACUUGUAGAACAGUUAAUAGGUUAACAGGUGAAAUUCAAGUUUCUACUUAUCCAGGUAGAAUAAUCGUUACAGAACCAAAAGGUUUAGUUCAGCCGCGUAUAAAUGUUGAAAAACAUUCUCUACGGCACGUUGUAUUAAACGGUCAAAUUACACUACCAUGCAUUGCCCAAGGUCAUCCUGUUCCAACAUAUAGGUGGUUUAAGGAGGAUCAUGAGCAAUUACUUCCCCUUCAACUUAGUGAACGUAUCACUAUGAUAUCAGCAGGUCUGCUCAAAAUAAUGAAGGCUCGCUUAGAAGACAGUGGUAAAUACCUAUGCUGGGUAAACAAUACCGCCGGCGAAGAAACUAUUCAAGUCUCUUUAACAGUAACAGCUCCACUUACAGCGCAUUUGCAACCUCAAAUUCAAACAAUCGAUGUUGACAAAGAUGCACAAUUCCAAUGCAUUGUCACAGGUCAUCCUAUACAAAAUAUAAAUUGGGUACAUGACGGAAAACCCAUUCUCAGAGAUAACAGAAUUGAGAUAUUUUCAGAUCCUCCAAGACUGAUUAUAAAAAAAAUACAAAAGGAAGAUCAAGGGAUGUUUCAAUGCUUCGUUUCAAAUGAGUGGGAACAAGUACAAUCAACAGCUGAAUUACAACUAGGUGAUGCUUCUCCUGAGUUAUUAUAUUGGUUUUCGGAACAAACAUUACAGCCAGGGCCAACAGUUUCAUUAAAGUGCGUAGCAACAGGGAAUCCACCGCCACAGUUUGUAUGGACUCUAGAUGGAUUUCAUAUUCCAGAUAAUUCGAGGUUUGUUGUUGGUCAAUAUGUAACAAUUCAUGAUGAUGUCAUUAGUCAUGUAAAUAUAACCAACGUCAAAGAAGAAGACGGAGGUGAAUACUCUUGCACAGCACAAAACAGCAUUGGCAAAGUCACUCACAGUGCCAAAGUUAAUAUUUAUGGUCUUCCAUAUAUUCGGGAAAUGCCUAAAAUAACAGGAAUUUCUGGAAAGAAUUUAAUUGUGAAGUGCCCUGUAGCUGGUUACCCAAUAGAUAAAAUCCAUUGGGAAAGGGAUGGACAAACUCUACCAAUUAAUAGAAGGCAAAGGGCUUAUAACAACGGCACUCUUUUUAUAGAACAAUUGCAAAGACUGGAUGAUGCUGGAACUUAUACGUGUAUGGCUCAAAACAAACAGAAGCAAACUGCUCGUCGCAAUGUCGAAAUACAGGUUUUAGUGCCUCCAAAAAUUAUGCCUAUACAAGCCAUGACCAAUAUGUUACGUGAAGGAAUGCGAGCAGCAAUAUCUUGUCAAAUUUUGGAAGGUGAUUUACCGGUUAGUUUUCGCUUUGAAAGAAAUAAUAAACCAGUACUAGGAACGGGGAACGAGGUAGUUCGACGCUUAGACGAAUAUUCCGCUAGUUUAGUAGUGGAGCAUAUUUCUUCGGAGCAUUCAGGAAACUAUACAUGUAUUGCCAGUAACGUUGCUGGCACUGAAAGGGUUACAGUGCCUUUAACAGUUAAUGUUCCUCCAAAAUGGAUAUUAGAGCCAAAAGAUUCUAGUGCUCAAGCUGGUCAGAAUGUUUUGCUACACUGCCAAUCUGAUGGUUACCCCAAACCGAUUGUUACCUGGAAAAAAGCGAUAGGUGUAAGUCCCGGAGAAUAUAAAGAUUUUUUAUAUGAACCAGGUGUUCAAUUGUUUUCUAAUGGCUCUAUAUACUUCAAAAAAAUUAGCAAAGAGUCACAAGGACAUUUUUUAUGUGAAGCAAAAAAUAAUAUUGGGUCAGGUGUUAGCAAAGUUAUUUUUUUAAAAGUUAACGUACCUGCCCAUUUUACUACCAAAAGUAAACAAAUUUCUGUGGCCAAACAAAAACAAGUACACAUUCAAUGUAAUGUUCAAGGUGAUAACCCUAUAGAUAUAAAGUGGAAACUCCAAAACACCCAGCAACUUUUGGAUGAAUCACUUGACACAAGAUAUACAAUAAGGGAACAAGUUUUAGAUGACGGAAUGGUGUCAGAACUGGGAAUAACACAUACUUAUAGACAAGAUACUGGAAUUUAUAUUUGUCAAGCUAGUAAUGCAUUUGGACAAGAUGAAAUGUCGAUUCAACUGAUAGUACAAGAAGUCCCAGAGCAGCCAAAAAAUCUACGAAUAAAUUCGCAGCAAUCAAGGAGUUUACAACUAACUUGGGGCCAGCCAUUUGCUGGAAACAGUCCAAUCGAAGAAUACCAUAUAUUUUAUAAGCAAAUAUCAGAUACUUGGCAGAAUGCUGAAAGAAUCUCAAUAACUGGAACACAAACUGUAGUAACAAUUCAAAAUUUAAAACCAGCCAAAGCAUAUCAUAUUCGAGUUUCUGCGGAAAACAAAUUAGGGUCUUCCGAAUUUUCAGAGGUUAUUCAAGUAACUACCUUAGAGGAAGUGCCUUCAGGGCCGCCAUUAAAUGUGCGUGGCGAAGCUAAAAGUUCAACGGAAAUUUCUGUAAUUUGGGAAGCUCCGGAUCGCGACAACUGGAAUGGUAUACUUUUAGGUUAUUAUAUUGGAUAUCAAAUUGCUUCACAGCCUGAAGAUAGAGAAAUUAACCCAACAACCGGUUUUAAUUUUAAAACGGUAGAAGUAAGAUCGCAUUUUGGUGGUGAAACAAUUCUUACAAAUUUAAAUAAAUACACUCAAUACAAUAUCAUUGUUCAAUCGUACACUAGCCAGGGAAGUGGUCCGCCAAGUAAAGAAAUAUCAGUACAAACUCUAGAAGAUGUUCCUUCUUCGCCACCAGAGAGUCCACAAUGUGAUGUUUUAGGAUCUACAUCUAUAUAUAUUACUUGGUCUCCUCCUGAAUACGAUGGGCAAAAUGGGAAAAUCAGAGGAUAUAAAGUUUUUUACAUAUCAGUUGACGAUCUUUUUGAAAAAGAUCCCGAAGUUGUAAAAUCAAACAAUCAGUAUUUAACAAUCGAAAACUUAAAAAAAUUUGCAAAUUACAGCGUGUGGGUAUUAGCUUACACAAAAAUUGGAGACGGUGUUAAGACAAACCCUUUUUACUGCCGAACUCACGAAGACGUACCAUCAGCUCCGCAAGCAAUUAAAGCGAUUCCGGCUUCAAGCACAAAAAUUAUAGUGUCUUGGUUACCUCCACUUUAUCCUAAUGGAGAUAUAGUCGGUUAUACAUUUUACAUGUCAGUAUUGGAAGGUGGUAGAACAGAAGGUUCACAUAAACGAGUUCUCGGGGCACAUGUUGAAAUGCACGAAACUCAACGACUACAGGAAGAUGCAACAUAUCAAUUUUGGUUAACUGCUUCAACAAAAGUAGGUGAAGGCGAAAAAACUGACGUGGUGACGGUUCAUCCAAAUACAAAAGUACCUGCAAGAAUAGUUUCUUUUAGUCAAACAGUUGUCACUCCGUGGAAAGAAAAUUUAAUGCUUCCAUGCCAAAAAGUUGGAGCUCCAGCCCCUGUAACAAUAUGGCGGCAAGAUGGUCACGCGAUGGAAACAAGUACACGAAAGACUAUAGCGAAAAAUGGAACAUUAUUUAUUAAAGAUUGUCAAAGUACAGACGUUGGAAAUUAUACAUGUAGUGUAGAAAAUACGUGGGGAAAAGAUGAAAUUGUUUACAAUGUAAUAAUAAAAGUGCCUCCGGAUCCACCCAGUUUACUUGUUGUCAGCACAUUUACAGAUAGUUUGCUUCUUGAAUGGACCGAUAACAAACAUGGCGGCAGUCCAGUUUUAGGUUAUGUAAUUAAUUUUAAACGCGACAAUGGUGAUUGGGAAGAAUUACAAAUUGACUCAAAAACCAACACACAUUUACUUAGCAAUCUAUGGUGCGGUACAAAGUACCAACUUUAUAUAACAGCUUACAAUAAAAUUGGGACUGGUUUGCCAUGUGAUAUUGUUAACACUUUUACAAAAGGAAAUGCUCCUGUCCAACCUAAGCAUUCUCAAAUGAUAACGAAUAAUUCAACAAGCGUUACAUGCUGGUUAGACUCAUGGGGCGACGGUGGUUGUGGGAUUUUAUAUUUUGUAAUAGAAUGUCGUUUGCUUGGAAGGUCGCAAUGGAACAUUAUAUCGAACCAUAUAGCACCAACGGAAAGAAUUUAUACAGUUAGUGAUUUACUGCCAGGAACCAAAUAUCAGCUUAGAGUUACCGCGCAUAAUAACGCUGGUUCAACUGUUGCAACUUAUAACUUCACGACCCUCUUACCGCAAGGAAUGAUAUACAGCCCAGAUCAUUCCUCGCCAAUAUCUCACAUAAGUGAUGGACCAUUUUAUGCGAAUUUCAAAGUUUUAUUACCUAUUUGUCUAUCGUUACUUUGUUUACUGGCCUUAAUUGCAGCAGUUUUAUUUAUUCGAAAAAGAAAGUUAAACGAAUCGAACCGUGUUCCAUCAUCAUCAAUGUCAGAGUCUCCAUCAUUGGUUAACUUACAAAAUAAACAAAAUCGUGAUCAGCAAUAUUUAUCUACACGUUGUAACUCAAGCAAUCGCCCAUCAAGUAAUACAAACGAUUCAGGUAGCUUUAAAACUGAAGGAAAUGAGUACAUCGAAGAUAUAUGUCCAUAUGCAACGUUUCAGUUAAACAAACAGACUUAUAGUGAAAGUUCAUAUAGCGGAAACGUUUAUAGUGGGCCAUAUCAUUCUGUUCGAGGCUCAUUUGUAUACCAUGAUGUAAAACCAGAUAGUUACCAUACUAAAGAACCGGAGUAUACAAAAGUGAGACGAAAGGGAGGAAGACUGCGAGAUCCUCAUUCUGAGAGUCAAGAAUCGGACAAUCCAGGCUCAACAGAUUCAGAAGUCAGAAAAAUCCUAACGCUUCACAUACCAAUUACAGAAUACGAUACUCUUGGCUCAGAAUCGGACAAUGAUAUCAGCUCACGUGGAAAUACAAAUUCAAAUAAAUAUAGACCUACAAUUGAUGCUCAAAAUGAAACAUCAUCUUCAUCAGAAACUACGCCGACGAGUUUAUCCAGAAAGUCGAAACCACCAUUUUCAACAAGAAAGUCAGGAAAAGCAACAGCACAAAAUUUCCCUAAACGUCAUGUUAGAAGUUCCAGUGGGUAUUCAAGUCACAACGAAGAAACUACAUUUAGUAUUUCAAAUUAUCCAAACUCCAAUUAUCAGGACCACAUAAAUCCACCACCAAAAUUUUCAGAUGGUAGUGAAACAAGAUCUGCAAAUUCACCAAGAGUACGUGCUAACCCGAAAUUACAUCGUGAAGCGUUUCAAAUUAACGUAUAAUAAAACAAAAAAAGGGCGGCUAAUUAUUAUUUAAAUACAUUGUUUAUAAUUGAAAAUAUCGACUCGUUUAAAAUUUAGGUUACUGAAGUAAAAGUAUAAGUAAGUGUGGUAAAACAAUAUAAUAAAAUUGCGAACGCUGAACCAUUCCAUUGAAGUAAGUUCAACAUUAAGAAAACUACAUAAAAUGAAAAUGUACUGAAAAUGGACUGAAAAUGGAAUUAAUUAAGGGUUAAAAUAUUGCGGACAAAAUAUAUUAUCGCAAAUUACAAAAACUUCUCAAAGUUGAAAUUUUUUUAUUUCAAAUAAUAGUUAAAUAUUAGAUUUAACAAGUUUAUAAUUAUUGUUUAAUUUUUCACUUUUACCAAAAUGUAUUUAUAAAAUUUAUUGUAAUACUUUUAUACAAAUAAUAUCAAUACAUUAUUAUUUACAAUAAUUAUUAGGUUAGUUAUACGCAAAUUUCUUUAUCUUUGUAUUGGUUGUAGACAAAAUUUUUGUAAUAAUGUUGUAAAUAACUGAAACUUUAAUAUUUAGGACACAUAUACACUUACCCCAAAAAAUGGAAAACAAGAUGCUAAUAUUAUUAAUAUAUUAAAAUAGA
Messenger RNA from Condylostylus longicornis, 7143 nucleotides. It is a transcript of the gene Dscam4, whose product is annotated as cell adhesion molecule Dscam2. Gene Ontology annotation, biological process: cell-cell adhesion; axon guidance. NCBI's taxonomy places the organism in Eukaryota, Metazoa, Arthropoda, Insecta, Diptera, Dolichopodidae. The transcript has 34 exons. The record is from RefSeq and is a predicted model, not a curated record. Gene Ontology annotation, molecular function: protein binding. Gene Ontology annotation, cellular component: plasma membrane; axon. The coding region runs from base 753 to 6545 and encodes 1930 amino acids.